This is a messenger RNA of Penicillium pulvis, 1242 nucleotides long. RefSeq lists its product as uncharacterized. Bases 1 to 1242 code for a protein of 413 amino acids. The record is from RefSeq and is a predicted model, not a curated record. Gene Ontology annotation, cellular component: cytoplasm. Gene Ontology annotation, molecular function: choline kinase activity; ethanolamine kinase activity. Gene Ontology annotation, biological process: phosphatidylethanolamine biosynthetic process; phosphatidylcholine biosynthetic process. Lineage: Eukaryota; Fungi; Ascomycota; Eurotiomycetes; Eurotiales; Aspergillaceae. The transcript is spliced from 5 exons.
AUGCCCUCAAAUGAGGAUGGGGUUGCUCGAGCGGAGCUAAGAUAUAUUCCACUCCCUUACUGUCGUGAUGAUUCUGAGAAUUCCGCUCGAAAAAUCAUUUUAAACUAUAACCCAGAGUGGGAAAAUCCUGUGAACAAGAUUGAAUUCGUUCAGUUCGCCAACGGUCUUACCAACACUGUACUGAAAGUUCUCAUUCAUAGACCUGAGUUAACAAACUCAGAGGUGGAAAAUGAGGCUCUCUUAAUAAGAGCUUAUGGCGACCGAGGUGCCCUCAUCGACCGCGAAGAAGAGAUAAAUACGCAUUUGUUUCUUGCACAACAUGAUCUUGCUCCGCCUCUUUUAGCCCGGUUUAAGAACGGCAUUCUUUACCCAUUUGUCUCAGGAAGGCCAUGUGAGGAACAUGAGCUCUUCUCUCCACCUGUUUUUUGCGGGAUUGCCCGUCAUCUUGCAAAAUGGCAUGCUCUCCUACCCCGAAUCAGUGAUGAAUAUUCUCCUAGGAAUUCGUUAAACGGACAUCAAGCAAGAAUGACUGCAGCAAAUCCUAACAGUAUUAGCCAGACUCAAAUGCGGACUGCCUCUACUAUAUGGGAGGUAAUGGCAAACUGGAUUUCCAAGCUACCAGACAGCACACAAGAGCAAUGCGAUCGACGCCUGAGACUGCAAAAGGAGCUGAGCUGGAUGAAAGCUCGAUUUAACGAGAACAAUACCACUGACGAGCCCAAUCUGGUGUUCACUCAUGGUGAUUUGAUUCCCGGAAAUAUCAUCAUUCUUCCUGGAAAAAGCGAUUUGCAGUCUAGUCACGAACCUGAGUCAGUGAAAGUCCGCUUCAUCGACUAUGAGUGCGCCGGGAUCCAGCCAGCUGCUUUUGAAAUUGCAAGUUUCUUUUAUUGCUGGAUUGGAACAGAGUGCGACUAUACAAGACUUCCCACCAGAACGACUCGACGUCAAUUCUUGGCAGAAUAUGUUAAAAGCUAUUGCGAGCGUUGUGGACUAAAGUCAUCGAGAGAAGGAGGAAUUCUUCAGCGUAUGUGCCAUGAAGUUGACCGUUAUAGAGGAAUUCCUGGCUUUUAUUGGGCUUUAUGGGGAUUUGUGCAUUCUUUGAAGCCAGAUCCUGACUUUGACUCAGCUAGCUACGGCGAGAAGCGUCUACUUGAAUAUUACGCCUGGAAGGAGGAAUUCGAUGGAAGUCGUCAAGAGGGAGAGAAGCCGCCACUUUGUGAGCAGCAAUGGGCACGGGAAUGA